AUGUCUGAUUUUGUCAGAAAUGUUCACCAUUGCUAUAUGCCCCUUGCAGCAUACAUCGUUGAUACCCUGGAGGCAUGUAUGCUUGCAGGCGUACGUGGGAAAACCUCCCCAUUUACAAUGGCAUUAUAUCUGGAGUUUGGGGACAAUUUUCGUCACCCCAAAUGUACAUGCUAUAUCACUCUCGGUCAGCUUGCCAAGAUACACGUUGAUCACAAUGACCUCGAAGAUUGGCCGUUUGCUUGCCCCUCGGUCUUUUUAACUCCAGAGGCCCUGCAUCACUGGCAUAAGCAAUUUUUCGAUCAUGACCUUCAGUGGUGCAUUGCGGUUCUUGGAGCUCAGGAACUCGACUUUCGAUUUUCGAUUUUGCAGCCAGUCACGGGCUAUCGUCACUAUUCUGGCGGAAUAACGAAGCUCAAGCAAGUUACAGGCAGAGUCCAUUGUGAUCUACAGCGUUACAUUGUCGGUCUCAUCGUCGGUGCAGCCCCUCGUCAAUUCGUGAUCGCGAUCUGUGCCCUUAUGGACGUCCGGUAUAUGUCACAAUUCCCUUCUCCGGACGACAAUUUAUUGGCAUCUAUUGACCAAUCUCUUUCGACCUUUCAUCAAAACAAAGAUGUUAUCAUGACAUUGGGUGCACGGACCAGUACGAAGAAGACAAUUGACAAUUGGUAUAUACCUAAGCUAGAGCUAAUGCAGAGUAUCACUGCCAGCACAUGUAAAGUUGGAGCCCUCAUCCAGUGGUCUGUGGACACCACUGAACACGCACAUGUGUCCGAAAUCAAGGAACCUGCGCGACAAACCAAUAAUAAUGAUUAUGAUCCUCAGAUUUGCCAUCAUUUAGAUCGACAGGACAAGCUGCGGCGAUUUGCGAUUGCUAUGACGUUGAAGAGUGGUGUCCUUGAUCCAGACCCCGAAGAAUUACCUGUGGAUGAGGGAGACAAUGAAGACAUUGCUGGGUUCGAUGAACCAUCUACUGAUCAACGAACUGCACUCCUGGAGGGACUUAAUCGCACACAUGUCACUACCAACUACUUCAUCAAAGCUAAGGAGGCGGCUACUGUACCUCGUGGACCUAGCCCUCAUCCUCCUCGAACGUUUACCGCUGAUGAUACCGCUAUCCAUCUAAAUUAUAGUCCAACUCGCACUGGAAUGAAAAUUGACGAUGUCGCAGAUGAAUUCAACAUACCGGAUCUUCGUGAUGCUAUUUCAAACUUCUUGUGA
Messenger RNA from Suillus discolor, 1218 nucleotides. RefSeq lists its product as uncharacterized. Lineage: Eukaryota; Fungi; Basidiomycota; Agaricomycetes; Boletales; Suillaceae. The transcript is spliced from 2 exons. The record is from RefSeq and is a predicted model, not a curated record. The coding region runs from base 1 to 1218 and encodes 405 amino acids.